AUGAAGCGCACAGUACGGCUUGCGUGCCUUCUAGUCUGCAUGCUGCCUCACGUCCUUUCCAAGGAAUGCUACUUUUGUGAAGUCACAGCCUCAGCCAGGUGCCCCAGCACCAAGAUGACUUGCUCAGAAGAGGAAGAUUGCUUUGUAGGUGAGGGAGCUGCGCUGGGGGUGUCGGUCAUCCAAAACAAGGGCUGCACCCGCUCUCUAAACUGCGGCAAGGAACAACCCAUUCCCCACAUGGGGGUCACCUACAGCUUGGUCACCAACUGCUGCAAGGGGAACUUGUGCAACGCUGCCAAGCGCACAGCUGUUCCGCUCCUUUUCUUGCACCUUGCCCUUGCUAGCUUGCUCCUGCUGGGCUUCCUCUGA
Messenger RNA from Varanus komodoensis (Komodo dragon), 369 nucleotides. RefSeq names its product sperm acrosome associated 4 (gene SPACA4). The transcript has a single exon. The record is from RefSeq and is a predicted model, not a curated record. NCBI's taxonomy places the organism in Eukaryota, Metazoa, Chordata, Lepidosauria, Squamata, Varanidae. Bases 1 to 369 code for a protein of 122 amino acids.